AUGGCGAAGGAUACCGAAAACGAUGCUGUCCAAGCAGCGCUCCCACGCCGAAUCCCACACUGGCGCAUCUUAACAGACCAGGGUGUGGUCACCCCUGAGAUAAUCGACUAUCCAUAUGUUGGAUCCGGCACCGAGGAGGAUCCCUAUGUGGUGGAAUGGAUCCCCAAUGACCCGCGCAAUCCAAUGGAAUUCAGCCUGGCCUUGAAAUGGAUGUAUACCGUCAUAGUCGCCUUUGCCACGUUCGCAGUGUCACUCUCUUCAUCUGCCUACGCGGGUAGUAUCAAAGAAGUGGUUACCGAUCUCAAUGCCAGCGAGGAAGUCGCUACUCUUGGCGUCUCAAUGUUCGUCAUUGGGUUUGCUGUUGGCCCUCUGCUGUGGGCACCACUGUGCGAGCUUAUCGGUCGCCAGAUCGUGUUCCUGGGAACGUUCCUUGCUCUAUCGAUCUUCUGCGCCGGUGCAGCAGGCUCGAAAAACAUCUGGACGCUGAUCAUACUCCGCUUUUUCGCUGGCUCCUUUGGCUCUUCGCCACUCACCAAUGCGGGCGGCGUAAUCGCCGACAUCUUCACCGCUGAACAUAGAGGUCUAGCAACGAGUCUAUUCGCCGGUGCCCCAUUCCUAGGCCCAACAAUGGGACCUGUGAUAGGAGGCUUCCUAGGCGAAAAUGCAGGCUGGAAAUGGGUACAAGGGUUCUUAGCGGUAUUCACCGGCCUAAUCUGGAUGGUAGAAAGCCUCAUCAUCCCAGAAACCUACGCACCAGUCCUACUAGCCAAACGAGCCCAAACUCUCUCAGCUCUAAGCGGCAAAGUCUACCGCAGCAAAGUGGAAAUCCAGCGUGGGCGCAUCUCUCCUAGAGAUGCCUUCAAAACCGCCCUAGGAAGACCGUGGAUCCUCCUCUUCUCCGAGCCAAUCGUCCUUCUCCUCUCUCUCUACAUGGCCAUCGUCUACGGAACUCUUUACAUGCUCUUCGACGCUUUCCCAAUCAUUUUCCAGGAUAUUCGCGGCUGGAGCGAGGGUGUCGGUUCCUUGCCCUUCCUAGCAGUGAUGAUCGGCAUGAUGAUAGCUGUCGGCGUAAACAUGUACGAUAACAAGCGCUAUGUCAGAAUCCACAAAGCCCACAAUGGCUUCGCACCACCAGAGGCUCGUCUCCCACCGACAAUGUGGGGUGGUCUUGCCAUCCCCAUCGGGCUAUUCUGGUUCGCGUGGACGAAUUCGGCGUCGAUCCCAUGGAUCGUAUGUGUGCUUGCAACUGCGCCGUUCGGGUUCGGUAUGGUAUUUGUUUUCCUAGGGAUUAUGAAUUAUCUCAUUGAUGCAUAUACCAUUUAUGCCGCCUCUGUGCUUGCUGCGAAUUCGAUUAUUCGGUCUUGUUUUGGUGCUGGGUUCCCGCUGUUUACGACUUAUAUGUAUCAGAACCUGGGGAUUCACUGGGCGUCGUGUGUGCCUGCUUUCUUGGCGCUUGUUUGUUGUCCGUUCCCCUUUAUCUUUUAUCGGUAUGGACCUGCUAUUCGGCGGAAGUGCAAGUAUGCUGCCGAGGCUGAUGAUUUCAUGCGCGCUCUGGCAAAGAAGGCCGGUACUCAGGGGGAUGGGGGCCAUGAUGAGAAGAAGGAUGAGAUUGUGGCUGAAGCCGUUGUUGAUGGCAGUCAAGCUCCUGAAGCGAUGGCAGAUGCUGAUGCUGCGUCUUUGUCCUCGAGGUCGUCGCUUGAGCGGACGGGGACUUAUGAGGCCAAUCCUUAUGAUAUUGACCGCGUGAACACUCGCAACUCUGCUAUUACACAACGGUCGCAAUCACGUAAUAGGUGGAAGUUGUUUGGUCGUAAGUGA
Molecule: messenger RNA, 1818 nt
Organism: Penicillium nucicola
Lineage: Eukaryota; Fungi; Ascomycota; Eurotiomycetes; Eurotiales; Aspergillaceae
Product: MFS transporter
Exons: 1
Coding region: 1-1818 (605 amino acids)
Biological process (GO): transmembrane transport
Molecular function (GO): transmembrane transporter activity
Source: RefSeq, a predicted model, not a curated record